UUUGAUGACGUCUCUGUGACCCCGGAAGCAGUCCUGAAAGGUGGGGACGGCACGAUGGCGGCGCGGACGGCUUUUGGGACUGUGUGCCGGCGCCUCUGGCAGGGCUUGGGCACUUUUUCUGUUAACAAUUCUAAGAGCAGUACAGUAAAAAAUGGUGGCUUUCUUCUCAGUACCAAUAUGAAGUGGGUACAGUUUUCAAAUCUACACAUUGAUGUUCCUAAGGACGUGACCAAACCUACGAUAACAAUUUCUGAUGAACCAGAUACAUUAUAUAAGCGCCUGUCAGUUUUAGUAAAAGGCCAUGAUAAGGCUGUAUUGGACAGUUAUGAACAUUUUGCUGUGCUUGCUGCCAAAGAACUUGGUAUCUCUGUUAAAGUUCAUGAACCUCCAAGAAAAAUAGAGCGAUUUACUCUUCUCAAAUCAGUGCACAUUUUCAAGAAGCACAGAGUGCAGUAUGAAAUGAGAACACUUUACAGAUGUUUAGAGUUACAACACCUAACUGGAAGUACAGCAGAUGUCUACUUGGAAUAUAUUCAGCGAAACUUACCUGAAGGGGUUGCCAUGGAAGUAACUAAGACAAAAUUAGAGCAGUUACCAGAACACAUCAAGGAGCCAAUCUGGGAAACAGUACCUGAGGAGAAAAAAGAAACCAAGUCAUAAGGCUUCAGGGAGGCUUCUCACGCUUCAACUGGAAAUGAGCGUGGGCCAGAUGUGUUUGUUUAAAUGGAGAGCGAUUCCAACUGAGGUGAUUUUAAGUCCACCUAACUGUUCUAUUGAGUCCUCGAGUCCUGGUGAGCUGUGAGCAGGGAACAGGACGUUAAUGACAGACUGGACUAUAGUGAAAGACCCACUCUGUUCCUUUAUACAUGCCAUUGUUUUAGUUCUGAUUUUAGCAAACAUGAACAAACCGUUUUGACUACCAUCAGCAAAAGAGUCAAAUUCAUAUUUUGUUGUGCUACUGCUGCUCAGUUAUUAGUUUUGCCAGUUUUAAUUUACAUCAGUUUCAUCCGAAUGUAAGUGUUCAAAGUUUUCUUUUUUUUUUUUUUUUUUUUAGAGACACAAUCUCACUUUGUUGCCCUUGGUAGA
This is a messenger RNA of Otolemur garnettii (small-eared galago), 1086 nucleotides long. It is a transcript of the gene MRPS10, whose product is annotated as mitochondrial ribosomal protein S10. Gene Ontology annotation, cellular component: mitochondrial small ribosomal subunit; mitochondrion. Lineage: Eukaryota; Metazoa; Chordata; Mammalia; Primates; Galagidae. The coding region runs from base 55 to 660 and encodes 201 amino acids. The transcript has 7 exons. The record is from RefSeq and is a predicted model, not a curated record.